UCCAACUACAGUGACAGCAACACGGAGCUUUGUAUUGAUUUGUUUUUGUUAACAAUUCAGACAACAAGCUCGCAAUUUAGGAUGAAAAUAAGAAGUUAUUGAAUUAUUUAAUUUAUAUUUCGCUUAUAAUUUAUUUACUUUAGUUGUUUGCUUCAAUUCUAACCAGGCAACUGCGUAAUGUGGGAUUCUUCGACGUUUUUGGGUGCUCUAACACCCAAAUUUUAUGUAGCUCUAACCGGCACAUCAUCACUAAUAUCAGGUUUAAUUCUGAUUUUCGAGUGGUGGUAUUUCAGAAAAUACGGGACGUCGUUCAUUGAACAGAUGUCGCUGACGACCUUGGGCUCGUGGUCGGGCGGCGCGCGGGGCGACGCGGAAGGCGAGUGCAAGGUGUGGCGCAACCCCAUGUCGCUGCUGCGCGGCGCCGAGUACGCGCGCCUCUGGACCGCCGCGCGACGCGCUCCACUCACAUAUUAUGAUAUGAACCUUUCUGCACAGGAGCACCAGGCGUGGUUCGGCGGCAGCGGCGGGUGCUCGGGCGCGGACGAGGCGCUGUCGCGCGCGUGGCGCGAGCGCGAGCCGGCGGCGCGCGUGGCGUGCGCGCGCGCGGCGCUGGCGCAGCGCCCCGACUGCGCCGCCGCGCUGCUGCUGCUCGCCGAGGAGGACGCGCCCACCGUCGCCGAGGCGGAGCGCGUGCUGCGGCGCGCGUGGCGCGCGCUGUCGGCGGGCGGGGCGGCGGCGCGGCGCGAGGCGGCCGUGCUGGCGCACGUGAAGCGGCGCGCGGCCAUGUGCGCGCGGCGCCUGGGCCGGCUGCGCGACGCCGCGCGCCUGUUCCGCGAGCUGAGCCGCGACGCGCCGCCCGCGCUGCACGCGCUGCAGAUACACGACAACCUCAUCGAGGUGCUGCUCGAGCAGCGCGCCUACGCCGACGUGCAGGCGGUGCUGGCGCGCUGCGAGGACAUGGGCGUGCCGCAGUCGGCGUGUGCGCUCUACACCGCCGCGCUGCUGCGUGCCCGCGUCGCGCCCGAGCACCGCGCGCUGGAGGCGAUCCACGCGGCCAUCGAGUUCAACCCGUACGUGCCGGCGUACCUGCUGGAGCUGCGCGCGCUGAGCCUGCCGCCCGAGCACGUGGUGCGGCGCGGCGACAGCGAGGCGCUCGCCUACGCGUUCUGGCACCUGCGGCACUGGCGGCACAACGAGGGGGCGCGCCGCCUGCUGGCCGCGGGCUGGGCCGGCAGCGCGCCGCCCGCGCCCGCGCCGCGCGCCGACCGCGAGCUGCUGGCGCCGCACCACGCGCCCGCGCCCGCCGCCCGCCGCGCGCCGCUGCUGCCGCUGGCCGCCGCGCUCGCCGCGCUCACGGCGCUCACGGCGCUCGCCGCGCUGCCCCUGCCCGCCCUGCCCGCGCUCCCCGCCCUGCCCGCCCUCCCCGCCCUGCUGCCCGUCUACUGA
Colias croceus (clouded yellow) is the source of this 1446-nucleotide messenger RNA. RefSeq names its product protein ST7 homolog. The transcript is spliced from 6 exons. The record is from RefSeq and is a predicted model, not a curated record. Lineage: Eukaryota; Metazoa; Arthropoda; Insecta; Lepidoptera; Pieridae. The coding region runs from base 178 to 1446 and encodes 422 amino acids.